Molecule: messenger RNA, 1270 nt
Organism: Gekko japonicus
Lineage: Eukaryota; Metazoa; Chordata; Lepidosauria; Squamata; Gekkonidae
Gene: FAM117A
Product: family with sequence similarity 117 member A
Exons: 4
Coding region: 56-1180 (374 amino acids)
Source: RefSeq, a predicted model, not a curated record
GCGAGUCGCGACGGAGCGGCUGUCGCUGGAGGAGAGCCGCCGUCGCUUCCGAAGGAUGGCGGCGGGGGUUUCCUCGUCUUCUUGCGGCCGAGGCGGGCUGCAGCCGCUCAAAGCCACCGUCCCGUUCCAGCUGCAGCAGCGGCGAGGCGGAGACGGGGGCCGGGCAGCCAGCGUUCCGUGUGCUGCCGGUGCUACCGAGAAGGCCUGCCGGAACAGACCUCCCCGGGUGAGGCGCACAUCUUCCUUGGACACCGUCCUCGGGUCGUACCUCCUCGGUCAGUGGCCUCGUGAUGCGGAAGGAGCGGCUUUAUCGCCUAUGAGCGACAAAUCGACACAGACUCCUGUAUCCUGGCACGAAGUGGAGGUGGGGAAGGCCACCCUUCAUAAGCGUUCUGCCUCCUGGGGCAGCAUGGGCCAUCGCAGAGAGAUCGCCAAACUGAAGCAGCAGCUGCAGCGAACAAAGCUGAGCACCAGGAACCAUCUCUUCCUUACAGAAAUUCUGGAUGUCCCCGAUGGCCACAGGGCCCCGGCCCCUCUCCAGAGGGCCCCCGGAGAUUCCUUGCUGCCUCCGUUGGAGCACAGCAGCAGCAGCUGCAGCAGCCUUUCUCUUUCCCCGUCCCCUUCAGCCGCUCCGGGACGGUCCCCGCACACUCCUGCUCGCGCAGCUACAGAAGACCCUUCCUCUGGUGCCGUAGAAACACCUGUGCUCGAAACCAAAGGAAAAGAAAACGGCAACAGUUCUCCGGUCCUCGCUUUUGCCUUGUCUCCUCGCCCCAACCACACCUACGUAUUCAAGAGGGAACCUCCAGAGGGCUGCGAAAAAAUCCGUGCCUAUGAGGAAGUUGCACCGCUCGGCCUUGAUCAGGCCUUCCUGCCUUCCUGUCCGGAUAAGAACAAAGUCCACUUCAACCCAACCGGCUCUGCCUUUUGCCAGUUCAGCCUGGUGAAGCCUCUGAUUCCCAGCGUGGACUUCCUCUUCACAGACUUCUCUUCCUCUCCCAGCCCUGCGCCACCGGGCACAUGCUCACGCCAGCCCACCUCCAAGGUUCCGCUCCUCGCCUUGCAGAAAGACUCCAGGGGCGAUGACUUCAGCGAGACCCCUCAGUCGCCUCCGUUGGAAUCCUGGAAGCGGAAUCAGGCCAAAGACACUAUCCUCUUCCACAGCUCCCUGGUUGUCUGAAGUUCAGUGGGCAGAGCAAAGGCAAAAUGAAUCGUUGGUCCCUUAGUGCACUUUGGCCCGUGGAGAAAGGAGUGCCUUGGAACUGAGUAA